AUGGCAGACGUGAAAGAUCCCAAGAUCGCGGAAGCUUAUGAGAAAGUCAGAGGUGACGACGAGAUCACUUGGCUUAUACUUGAUUAUGAAAACGAUAAAUCCAACACUUUAACACUCACCGAAACUGGUACAGGAGAUUUAACAGAACUUUCUUCAAAAUUACAACCUUCCAGAGCUAGUUUCGCUUAUUCUAAAGUCAAAUAUAACAAUGAUGAACAUAGUUUCAGAGAAAAGUUUAUUUUGGUAGUCUGGAUAGGACCUGAAGUCAAAGUUAUGCGAAGGGCCAAGGUUUCGGUACAUUUGGCAGAUAUCAAACAUGUUCUUCGGGCGUAUUCUAUAGAAGUUUCAGCUUCCACUCCUGCGGAUCUCAAACAGGACGAAAUCAUUCAACGGCUGAGAAGGGCAGGAGGGGCGAAUUAUGAUCGAUCCAAGUUCGACUAG
Molecule: messenger RNA, 441 nt
Organism: Tremella mesenterica DSM 1558
Lineage: Eukaryota; Fungi; Basidiomycota; Tremellomycetes; Tremellales; Tremellaceae
Exons: 5
Coding region: 1-441 (146 amino acids)
Biological process (GO): regulation of actin filament polymerization
Cellular component (GO): cortical actin cytoskeleton; plasma membrane; site of polarized growth
Molecular function (GO): actin filament binding
Source: RefSeq, a predicted model, not a curated record